This is a messenger RNA of Ambispora leptoticha, 516 nucleotides long. Lineage: Eukaryota; Fungi; Glomeromycota; Glomeromycetes; Archaeosporales; Ambisporaceae. The record is from the annotation of a GenBank genome assembly.
AUGGAGUCUUCUAACAAAGUAGGUUUCUUGAAGCCGGAAAAUAUUACUCUUAAUGACUAUAAUAAUGGUCUUUUGAUGUUAACCUUUACAUGUUCACUUAAUUGCAACCACGAAUUUCUCUUAGAUUCUUUUGAUGAAGAAUAUCGAAAAAAAUUUUUCAAAAAACUUAACACAAAAGUCCCCAAUAAGUUUUUAUUAUUUAGGACUCUAUUGUCAGUUAGCAUUGUAAAAGAUUUACAUUGUACUGAACAAUCAUGUCCGUUAUUUAACAUUCCUGAUCAUCUGCAGUUUAUAUCAAAACUUAGUUCACAUAUUUAUAAAGACAAAAUUUGUGGAUAUAUGCUUUCUAAUUAUUUUAACCAAUUGUACGAAGAAUUAACGAAAGAAAAAUCACCAAAUAAUUUGAUGGGGAUCCCAUUUUCUACGGAGCCGGAAAGUUUUCUUACGGAUGAUGCUGUUCAGGUGACAACUCCGGUUUCCAGCAUGGGAUCUUCAACUUUUGAUGAUUAUAGGUAA